Anolis sagrei ordinatus is the source of this 6500-nucleotide messenger RNA. RefSeq names its product ASXL transcriptional regulator 1 (gene ASXL1). Gene Ontology annotation, molecular function: chromatin binding; peroxisome proliferator activated receptor binding; DNA binding. Gene Ontology annotation, biological process: animal organ morphogenesis; positive regulation of transcription by RNA polymerase II. The record is from RefSeq and is a predicted model, not a curated record. Gene Ontology annotation, cellular component: PR-DUB complex. Lineage: Eukaryota; Metazoa; Chordata; Lepidosauria; Squamata; Anolidae.
UCCUUCGAACUGCCCCCGCCUCCACCCUUACCUCCAUCUCUCUAGCUUAGUGACCGUUGCUUGCGUUGGCGUUAGCUUUUUUUUUUCUUCUGACGCGAAGGAUUUGUCCCUCGGAGGCCGCCGUCCGGGCCUAGCGCCGCCUUCUUCUCCUUUCUCUCAGUAGACAGACAGUGAGGCAGGCCUCUCUCUCUCUCUGUUUCCUUCCUUCCGAAAGACCUUUGACCCCGCUCUUCCUCCUCCUUCGCGCUCCCUUGUUAUGCUGGGCCUGAGGAGCCAACGCCAACGCCGCCUUCGCCGCCUUUGAGGCCUCCCUCGCUUCCCGUAGUUCUUUCUUUCUUCCUUUCUCCCCUCAUUCCACCAUCUCAGGCCUGCUUUUUCCCUCUUCUCUUUCUCUUCGUCAUUCCUCUUUCUUUCUCUCUCUCACACACACAUCUAUAUAUAGGCCUAGUUUUUCCCUUCCUCUUCCUUUCUUUCUGUCUCCAUUCCCUUUCCGUUGCUGCCAUUCGUCGCCAGGCCAAGAGGAAGAUGAGGGAGAUGAAGCAGAGGAGGAAGAAGGAGCGCACGUGGGCCGAGGCUGCCCGCCUGGUGCUGGAAAACCACUCCGAUGGACCCAUGACCCCAAAACAGAUCCUGCAGGUCAUAGAAACAGAGGGCCUAAAGGAAAUGAGUGGCACAUCUCCUCUGGCCUGCCUGAACGCUAUGCUGCACUCCAAUUCAAGGAGCUGCGAUGGCCUUUUUUACAAGCUGCCCGGGCGCAUCAGCCUUUUCACUCUCAAGAAAGAUGCGGUGCAGUGGUCUCGCAGCCUGUCUGCCCCUGAAGGAGAAGAGGCGGAUGAUGCCGAGAGCAGCGGCUCCAAUGAAGCUGCCAGCACCGUGAGCGGCGACAAUGACGUAUCUCUAGAUGAAACUUCCUCAAAUGCCUCCUGUUCCACGGAGCCUCAGAGCAAGACUGGGCCUAUCCUGCGGGAGAGCCAUAGAGCAGCUGCACAGGCAAGCAAACAGAAGAAAAAGGCAGGCGUGAUGCUUCCUCGUGUAGUUCUGACUCCUCUGAAAGUAAACGGUGCUCAUAUGGAAACUUCAUCAGCGUUCCCAGGGAAACACGUUGUGGGCGAGAGCAGCAGUGGUAGCAGUUCUUCGGCCCUUUGCAGCACUGCAGGACGCAGCAGGACGGAAAUUGCCCGAGACCCCCCUCAGCUCUUCCGAGGAUUCAGGAAACCCUCAGGCGGACAAAUGAAGAGGAACAGGGGGGACGAUAUAGAUUUUGAGACGCCUGGCUCCAUUCUCGUCAACACCAACCUCCGAGCGCUGAUUAACUGCAGGACCUUCAACGCGCUGCCCCUCCACUUCCAGCAGCAGCUCCUCCUCCUCCUCCCUGAAGUGGACAGACAGCCUGGGACUGAUGGACUGAUGCGGCUGAGCGGAAGUGCCUUGAACAAUGAGUUCUUUGCCCUCGCUGCGCAGAGCUGGAGAGAGAGGCUGGCUGAUGGGGAGUUCACUCAUGAAAUGCAGGUUCGCAUAAGACAGGAAAUGGAGAAGGAGAAGAAAACAGAACAGUGGAAGGAGAAGUUCUUUGAGGACUACUAUGGGCAAAAGCUGGGCUUGACCAGAGAGGACCCUCAGCCACAAAACUCCGUGCCCAAUGAGGUGGAAAAGAAGAGCGCCCCGGCUCCUGUGGAAGCGGAGCCCGUCCGGGUUCAGCGCGGCCCCGUCACCCGCCAGCGCGACGGGCAUUUCAAGAAGCGCCCCUUGCGAUGCCGCACGCGGAGGAACCUGUACAAGGUGCAAGAGCCCAAGCAAGCCAAAGAGGCCGCCGAGGCAUUGCCGCCUGCGGAGCCGGAGCCCGCCGACAGCAGCAGAGAUGCCAAGCCGGAGGUGGACUCGCCUGAGAAGCGACAGGUGUCUCCGGAGAGGGAGAGCGUACCGGAGGCGACCAGGGUUCCGAGCAAAGCAGAAGACCCGGUGGCAGUGGCAGCACCGGCAGUGGCUGCGGCAGCCACGGCGGAGCGAAUCCCCAUCGUGCCGCAAGAGGCCCAAGAGCAGGAGUCCAAGGAGCAGAAGAGGAAGUGCUUUGAGCAGGCGGCCUCUCCCUCCUUCCCCGAGAAGAAGCCCCGGCUUGAAGACCGUCAGUCCUUUCGUAACACAAUUGAAAGUGUUCACCCAGAAAAGCCACAGCCCACCAAAGAGGAACCCAAAGUCCCACCCAUCCGGAUUCAACUUUCCCGUAUCAAACCACCCUGGGUGGUUAAAGGUCAGCCAGCCUACCAGAUAUGUCCUCGGAUUAUCCCCAAUCCAGAGCCCUCCGGCCAGGACCGAAGCGGGCCCCCAGCCGCUGCUGACUUUAAGGCCUGUGCUCUGCAAGGCCGGCUCCAGCGAGAGGCUGCUGCUCCUCCCGCCGCCACUGCCGCCGCCACGGCCAUUGGGGGCGGGGGUGGGCCGGGAGGGGGGCAGCGGGGCGAAGGCGGCGGGGGCGACGGUGGUGGUGGUCACAACGGCCGCGGCCGCCGUCGCCGCCGGAGGAGGGUCCGGCAGACCGGCCGCCGCCCUGGGCGCUGGCGGCCGAAGAGAACUCGUGGGAAGUGUGUGCCCGAUCUACAGCGAGCACAGCUACUGCCGCCUUCCCAGCUAGAAGGGGAGCCUGCCUUGGAGACGGCCAAGCCCAGCUCCCCAGCCUCCGAGGGCGAGGCUUCGUUUCCUGCAAAUGAAGGCCAGCGGGUGUUCGAACUGGCUGCCGGCCUUACGUCGCUUGGCUGUGAAGAUGCGGCACAACUUUCAGAGGCAGCAUCCUUUGGUGGGACCACAACUGAGCCAGCCCUUGAUUGCUCUUUGAGGAAAGUGCCAACAGGCCGAUCGGAGGAAAUCAGUCCUGGACAUGUUUUGCAAGCAGAAAGAGAGCUACCUUCAAACAGUCCGCUGAACCGUUCUUGGCAGGAGGACUCUCCUGUGAAUCUCCUUGGAGACACAAAUGUGGUAGGAGAGCAUGAUGGUGCUACGCCGGUAACGCUGAACUGCAGCAACUCUACUGUGAAGGGAUCCUCCCAUGUCUCCAGUUAUGCCACAGGUUUGGCCUUGGAGAGCAGCGAAGAAAAGGCAUUGGAGGCUUUCGGCUCCUGCGGGCAGGAACAUCUCUCCCUUCCAGAGAACUCUAGCACCGCUGCGGGAGAAGAUUUGGCCCAACCGUUCCACAUAUCCCAGUGGCACAGCAGAGAGAGGCCCAGCUGUGACACAGGCGAAGCGCACACUGAAGAGUCAGAUCCACCGCAGGAGAGAUUUGCCCUUAAGAGCUGCCUUCUGACUUGGGAGGCGUUGCUGGAGACGGGAACAGAGGCAGGCGAUCCGCCGGCAGAAGCAGUGGCGGACACGAACCCAUUCCUCAGUGAUGAAGAAACCAGGAGUGGGCUUAGUGAGACAACAGAGACGGCAUCUGACCUGGAAGCCGAGUUGACAGAUGACAACGUGGACGAAGCGGCAGAGAACGGGGCUGCUCCGGGCAGGGGCCGCCUGGUGCUCACACCUGAAUGUUCUGUGAGAACGGAGACUUCUACGCACAUUGAUAACUUGCCUUCCAAAGUGGGAACCACGGGCAUCUGCUUGCCACAAGCCUGGGCACCGCAGCCUUCUCUUCCCCAGGAAGACCACCAACCAAGUGUCUGUCUUGAUUUGAAGAAGCCGGAAAAGCCAGCGCGGGCGGCCUCCAGGCCUCUCUCCAUCGAAGCAAGCAACCCUCUGGUGGUCCAGUUGCUCAGGGGGAGCCUCCCUCUGCACGCGGUUCUUCCUGGCUCUUGCAGCAUCGGCCCGGGCGCAAAGCCCGUGCCUUCUCCAGGCAAGCUCUCAGCAGUGGGGAAUAGGAGCAGCGACCGCCUUUCCCAAAAUACCUCUCGGGAUGCGAACGGCAGAGUCAGAAACGGAUAUGAUAUGUAUAACUGUUUGAGGGACUCUUCCACGAAGCAGUCCGCUCCCGUCUCCAUACAUUUGAAGAAAGAGCCAAAGGGCUUGGAGGGGAAAACCUCAGAUUUGAACCCCAAUUCCAAAUCUGUCAAAGCUGUGAGCAUUCCCCGGAAGUCUGGCGACGACGCCUUGGACCUCCGAAAGGGACCCCUUUCUUCUGGUGCUUCGGAGGAGCCAAAAGGCUCCCCUACUGAUCCUGCUGGUGGAAACUCAGAAGAGAAGCUGAAGGCAUCUCCUGCCGCCCCACUCUCUUCCUGCGCGACUUCUUUGGGUCCUGCGCAGCCAAGCAUUGACUCUGUUUCCAAGAACCAAGGAGCAGGCGGUAAGAAGGUCUUUGGCCCUGGCUUCCCCUGCGGCGCCGCUCCGAGAGCUCAGCAUCCCCAAAUGCGGGAGGCCUUCCCCAUGCUGAGCAUGCUCUCGCACAACAAGGCAGUGUCAUCACCGGCCAAGAGUGCCGUGCCGGAAGAUAGCAUUGUACCAGCGAGGGAGGAUUGGCCCACCAAACCACGUCUUCGUGCGGCCGGCAGCGGAGGGGUGGAGAACAAGCGUGUCUCGGCAGGUCCCGGUCCUGCCAAGCGGAACGGCGAAAAGAGGAAAGAGGCCGAACUGAUGGAGCAGCUGCAGGCUCUUCCCCUGGCGCGGGACUUGUCCUUCUUCCGGUUGCCCAGGGAGCCGGGCAAGGGCCUCGCUCAGCCCUUGGAGCCCUCUUCCAUCCCCUCGCAACUCAAUAUCAAGCAGUCCUUUUACGGGAAGCUGUCGAAGCUGCAGCUGAACGCCCCCAGCCUCAGCUACACCUCUGCCGCUCCCGUUUUCCCAAGGAGUCUUAUGGGGAGCAUGACGGCGCUGGGCCCCAAAGCCAACUUCGCCGCUUCCCGCUCGGCGCAGAUGUUUGUCGACGGCAGCCGCGCGGAAGAGAUUUCCCUCAAGUGUUCGUGCAGCCUGAAAGCCAUGAUCAUGUGCAAGGGCUGCGGGGCGUUCUGCCACGACGACUGCAUCGGCCCCUCCAAGCUGUGCGUGCUGUGCCUUGUGGUAAGAUGAUGAAUUCGCCGCUCCGGGAGGAGGAAAGCAGUAUAUUUAAGAGUGUCUGCUUUGGUCACGAGCAAACCUGGAACUUGUACACAAAAUUAUCAUUCUGGUCAUAAUAGAGGGAAAGUUUUCACGCUGUAUGUUUUGGUCUUUAGGCUGGAGUUGGAUGUGGGGACAGUCCGGAUUUUGAGGAAACUAUGGAACGUUUUGCCGGUUUGAAUGGCUUCCUGGGGUGGGGGGCACCUUGUUCCACAAAUGGAGCUUUUUGUAAAGGCAGGGAGAGCGAGCCCUGUCUCCGUUGAAAGGCUGAUUUGCAGAAUUCUGUCUUCCGUUCCCGCUUCCUGCCGUCUCCUUCACCUGACCUCUGGGUCUGGACAUUUUCGUGGUCCUCCAGUUAAAGGAGCGCAGGAGGCGAGUGGCUGUGGGAGAGGGGUGGCCACGGGAAAGGGGUGUGCCUCACUUCCUGCCCUGGCAUCUGUGGGGCAGAGGCAUACGGCCCACUGCCCCCCGCGAGUAUCGAAGCCGCACACGACUUCUUGAUUUCUAAGCAGUGUCAUUUUUUAAAAGAAGUAAAAGGUAUAUAUAAAUAUAUAAAUAUUAUAUAUAAAUAUAUAAUUUUAAUUUUUUUUGUUUUCUUCUUGGGUGUAAAAAAAAAAACCAGUGAAAUGUUUGGCUCCUAUAUAUGUACCCUUCUAUGCAUCUGUUUGAUCAUGUAUUUAUAUGUUGUACACAGUACUGGCCAAUUCUGUAAAUCGAUGUUAUGUACAUAUACAGGUUUGGUUUUUGUUUUCGUUUCUUCUUUUUUUUUAAAGUCCUUUAUUUUUCAGGCAGAAGCAGUAUUGCAUUAAAAGUGGUGUUGGUUACUACUCGCUCCCCUUAGUCAAGAGCUGCUGUGUGUUUGUCCCGCCUCUCGCUCGCGUUCCUGCUUUUCACGGUGGGAGGGGAUGAGCGCCCGCUUCCAAGGAAGGCCUCGCCUGGGCCUUGCGAUUCUGGCUUUUGCCCCUCCUGAAAAGCAGUCCCCCACCCCCAAAUGCUGCCGUUGCAUCCCUCGCUGUGGGUGAGUAGGGGGCCCUUUGGAGGAAGCAAGGUCUUUGAGCUUUUCCUGCCCCUUCCUUCCGUUCCCACCUACCUCUUUGCAGUCUCAGCCUCCCUGCUCGAGUGCUAUAGACGUCUUGUCUUUUUCAGUAAGGAAACCUGGUUUUCAUCUCCGAAAUGGUGUGUAUUUUUAAUCAGUGGCAGCUUUUUCUUUUGGUAGGAAACACGGAAGAGAGGGAGAGUACGGCAAAGUGCACUGCGCUUAUUAGGGGCAACCAAGGUCUGAAAGGUGCAUACCAAAGAUGGGGGGCCACGCAGUCGGGUCCCCCUCGCUCUGCAUCCUCCAGAGCCUCUGUUGUGAACAGACUGAUGAUUCCGGUCUGGUGUUUUUUUGGGGGGCGGGAUUUGGGGGAGCCCUCUCUGAUGAUCCCUGAUGUUGUAUGUCCCUUGUGGUAUUGGAAAAAAAAUAAAAAAAAAAGAUUUUGAAAAGCGGA